Messenger RNA from Monodelphis domestica (gray short-tailed opossum), 6105 nucleotides. RefSeq lists its product as uncharacterized. Gene Ontology annotation, molecular function: DNA-binding transcription factor activity; RNA polymerase II cis-regulatory region sequence-specific DNA binding. NCBI's taxonomy places the organism in Eukaryota, Metazoa, Chordata, Mammalia, Didelphimorphia, Didelphidae. Gene Ontology annotation, biological process: regulation of transcription by RNA polymerase II. The record is from RefSeq and is a predicted model, not a curated record.
CUUCAUUGUUUAAAAUGGGGGAUGGUCUUAACCAAACCUUAUGAAGUAGGGUCUGAGAAUUUUUAAGGUUCACAACAGGCAGGUAGAGGGGAUAUUAGAAGAGCCACUCUCCUCCCUGGCUCUUGACAGAGUCUCUGUUAAGAGAGUGAGUGGCCAGAGUCAGCUCUAGUCAACAGUUCAGCUUUUGAAUCUUCCAUAGAAUUCUCAAUUCUCCCUUCUCCCACUGGUUGAAUGUUCCAUCUGCCUCUCUGCUUUUGACCAUUUCUCUUGACUAUAUUUUGAAUGUUUUUGCUUUGCUUUUAUGAUCUAUGCCUUGAUUUCUCGGCAGGCCCUUGCCUUAAAAUCCAAGUAGAGUUUGGAGCCUACUGAGCGGAUAAAGCUAAAAGGUAAGGAGCUUCUGUCCAUUUGCCCUCUUUCCUGCAAAAGAUGUCCAAUUGCCACAUGGUGUUAGAAUUUAGGGUAUUAAAAAGUCAAUUUCCUCAUUUUUUACCUUGAUGUUGCUCCACUAGGCAACAUGGGAGAAAAACAAACAAACAAAACCUAGUUGAAUUUUUGCUUAGGCUUGUAAAGAUUAAAAUUUAGGGGAGACUGGGGAGACUGAGGCAGGUAGAAAUUAGUUUCUCUCUGCAAGAAGUAUUAUAUUUUUUAGAGGUUUAUUAAAGGUUAAAGAUUAAAGAAUAUACAAGUAAGAAACAUGUGCCUAGGCCAGAGGCCUAGACAAAAUAACCUCACAUCACGCAAGAGACGUGCCUGCUCCAAAACGGAAGUCCAAAAACAGCCAAGAGAGCCCCCUCAAAAGCCUUUGAAUCAGCUUAAAUACCUUCUCGAUCUUGGCCCAGGUGAGAUUACAAGGUAUUCUGGGGAAGUGGAGCAAAGGCUCGUGGGGAUUGUAGUCCUGUAUUCAAGUCUAUUUUUUACAGGCUGCUUAUAUUUGAUCUCGUCCCAACAGGAAGGCCUACUAGGAUGCUUUUCCCUUUCUCUUAAUUGGGUUGGCUCACCCCUAUCUGGCUUGGACCUCAGCCUUGGUAGCCACUCCACCCCUGAGGCUUCCCAGACCCAAAAGGGAGAAAGUCCAGCACAGCCACUACCCAAGGGAGGAUACAAGCUGCCUAGACCUGAUUUUAAAAAAUUCCAAUUGUAAAUAGAGGAUAGUAUUGUAAGGAUAAUUUUAGGGUUGUGACCUAAUCCAAAUUAUUUUUGGUCGCCAGGGAAUAUCCCAAAUAAAAUACCCAAGUCAGUUUUUUUUUUUAAUUCAUGGUGGUUUAAUUAAUAUAGAGGGAAGGAAUUAAGGAGAAGGGAGAGGGAGAAGGUUUAGGAUUUUUCCUGCCUGGCCUGUGCCAGGGGGAGUUCAAGGUCCUCUGCCACGUGGUCCUUGAAGAAGAUUACUGGCUUUUUAAGAGGACAGUAUUUGGAAGGUAAAGGAGGAAGAAUCAGCCUAAACUCCGAGAGAGCUCAGAGAAGACACCUCACCUGAACUAGGCUACUUAGCUUCCUCCAGUAUGGUAUCAAGGAAAACUCACUGGUAAACCCAGACAAUAGUAGCUACCACCCAAGAAACCGAAACGCUCAGCACACUCACACCAGGAAGUGACGCAAAAUAUAUAGAUGGUUUUUACAGCACUUUCCUGCAUCUCACAUGUACCAAUGGUAGCUUAAGCUUUACUUAGGAUAGCCCAGGGGUCUGUCAGUUGUUUCUGAUUUGUCAUUUGCUAACACAUGUAUUUCAUAGGCCAUCCUCCUAAACACUUAAUCCUUAAGUAUGGGUGUGGACAUUCCUGUUUUUGUUAGACUAAGUAGGGUGGAGUAAUCUAAAGUUCACAGUAUUACAAUUUUGGGGUGCCAUAUAGGCCAUGCCUCUUGCUUAUCAAAGGUGUAACAUGGCCAUUCAACACUACAAAAAGAAAUUAGUUACUUUUCUUCAAGCUGUUUAGAGCCAAAUUUUUCCUGAUUUUUAAGUAUAUAUCCCAAAGGGGAAUCUCAGGGUAUGCUCUGUCUCUGUCCCAUGUGGAUGCUGAAUGGCCAAUUCCACACCAGAGUGUCCACAGAGGUUGCCCGACCAAGAGCACUCAGUUUAACACUGAGGCGAAAGACUUCCCACACACCAGAACAUCUUCCAGUAUCAGAAUGGGGAGCUGAAAGACCCCAAAUCCAGCGGCCCGAUUGACCUCUGGGGCCAAUGGGAGAGAGCAUGGAAGAGGUCCCACAAAGAUAUUAGUUAGAAGAUGGGGAUUUCAGGAGUCAAAGAAAAGGCUCCUUCCUACCUGAGAAGGUGCAUCCUCAUGGAUGAUCUGGGGUACAGGAGUAGCUUUCAGGAGAGCCAAAAAUGUUAGGCAAAAAUGGUAUGGGGGUGAAGAGGUAUACCUCUGGGGUUCGGGAAGGAUAUCUUUUGCAAGGAUGCAAGACUCCAAAACUUGGCUUAAAAAUAAAAAGAGAAAUUUAUUAGGGAGUAAUGUUGAGAUUGGCCAAGAGGAUAGUACAGGUGGAACAGCAAGAUGGAAGGCUGCUCCCUGGGAAGACAGCAUGGAUGGAAAAGCUGUCCUUCAGAUGACAUCAAUUCUGGGGAUUUUAUACUCUUUACACAGAUGUUGUGUCAUGGUGUGGACAUAACUCUAGAGUGGCAGUCCUCAGGCAUUCGAUCAGGGGUUUGGUUAUCUGACUGGGGUCUGCCUGAAGACAUGGGGUGACCCUCCUAAAGGAUUCCUUAGUUUUAGGGAACAGACCAAUGUCUGAGAUACAGCCUGAUAGUAUCUAGGAGUAGCCUGGAGGUGCAUCUCUCUGUCUAUUUUAAAUCUAAAAGAGGAUCAAAAUCUAAAGGAGGACAAUCCUCUCAGGGUUUUAUAAGAGUCAUCAGAUGUUUUGGGUUAGGCAGCACAAGGAUGUGAGAGAGCAAAGGGUUCCCUGAUAAUAAUUUGCCUGAGUUUCUGGGGGUGCAAUGCCCAUGCCAAGAGCAGCAGCCCUGGCUCUGAGGCCAGAAAAGGAAGAAUUGUCUGGGAGAGCUGCCCUUCCAGGGCCUUUAGCCCCUCAGUGCCUGCUAGAGCUCAGGGCCUGGAGUCAGGGAGGCCUGAGAUCACCCCCUGAGUGACCCUGGACAAGUCACUUUGCUUGCCUCAGUUUCCUCCCCUGACAAAUGAGCUGCAGGACAUGACAAAGCUGCCCAGCCUCUGCCCAGAAAGCCCCAAAGGGGGGGAGUCAGGCAGGCCUGAACAGCCUGAGCCCAGCAGCCCUGCAGACAGACACAGACACCCUCAGACUGUCCUCUGUCCAUCAGGGCUCAGAGGCUGGGCUCAGCGGCUGCUGCUGCCUUCUGUGGCCUCCUCGAGGGCAGGAGGGGUUCCUGGGCCUCCCCCAGGCUUCUGAAGGGUCUUUGGGCCUCUGGGCUGGGGCGGUGCUGAAGGAGACCCCAGGAAGCAGCUCCUCCGCUCAGGCUGUGGGGAGCUUAGACCAUUGGUCAAUCAAUGGUCAUUCGAUCAUUAAACACUCAUUAGGCACCUGCUGUGUGCCAAGCUCUAGCCUGAGGCAGCCUCCGGUCUAAAGAAGCAGCAGCAGGGCAGGGCGGGAGGGGAAGUGGGGGGAGGGAGGAAGGCUGCGGCUCCCCAGGCCGGGAACAAACACUUCCCCUCGAGGCCUCGGCACCAGGGGCCCAGGCGGGGCUCCAUUUCCCAGAAGGCCUGUUUCCGGACGUCUCCCUAGUCUCGCCUCCUCCCCCAGCUGACCGGCUCCAGGCACGGGGAAUCCCCUUUGGUUCCUCUUAGAUCCCGGAGGGCGCGCGGUGGUGGCUCUCGGCUGUUCUCGGCUGUUGCUCCCGGAGCUUAGCUUUGCUGGGUGCACACAGAGGACGUCUCCCCCCUCAGGGCUGCUACCCCCCCCAGCACCCCAGGGUGGCCCCGCAGAGAGCCUUCAGCCAGAGGAAUGGCCCCCGGGACCCCGAGGCCCCCCUCCCAGGGGUUUAUAACCUUCAAGGAUGUGGUUGUGGACUUCACGCAGGAGGAGUGGUGCCUGUUGGAGCAUUCUCAGAAAGAGCUGUACAGGGAAGUCAUGCUGGAGAAUGUGCAGAAUCUACUCUCUCUGGGGUUUCUAGUUCCUAAAGAAGAUUUUAUCUCCAGUUUUCAGCAAGGGGAUGGAUCUUGGCUGCUACAGCAAAAAGACUCAAAAACAAAAAACAAGCAAAAAGGCUCAAGGAGCUCCUCUCCAGAGGCAGAGACUAAUUUUGAAGUGAAUAAGAUGUCUACCAAGCUGAGUCAUUUUGUGGAAGGAUAUGGCCUCCAAAGAUGCACAACUGAGGGUCUCUCUGACUUCAUUUUGAGAAAAAUCUGUAACUCUAAUAUUAAGGGAAAUGAAAAUCCAAAGACUAACUAUAAAAUUGAUGGAACAGUGGAGAAAUUCAGUCAAAAUUCAGUCCUAACUCAGUAUACAAAAUUGACCUCAGGAAAUGACUGUUCUCAGGAUAGUAGAUACAGCAAAUGCUUUCCUGCAGAACUAGACCUUAUUCAGUUGGCUGAGAAACCUCUUGAAAUGCCCUUGCAUCAAGGUAACCUAGGGGGAAUGGCCUUUGGCUCUAGUUUAGACAUCAUUAGACAUCCCAAAACUAAACAUGUAGAGAUGGUUUCUAUGAGUAAUGAAGAUGGGAGAUCAUUCAGUCAGAACUCUGAGCUUGAUUCAUAUCAAAUAAUCCACUGUGGAGAGAAACCUCAUGAAUGCAAACAAUGUGGAAAGUCUUUUAAAUGUAGGGAUACCCUUGCCAGUCAUCAGAGAAUCCACAGUGGAGAGAAAACUUAUGAAUGUAAACACUGUGGAAAGGUUUAUAAACAUAAGAAUAUUCUUGUUGUACAUCAGAGAAUCCACACUGGAGAGAAACCUUAUGAAUGUAAACAAUGUGGAAAGGCUUUUACACAGAGGUCCUAUCUUGCUGCACAUCAGAGAAUUCACACUGGAGAGAAACCUUAUGAAUGUAAACAAUGUGGAAAGGCUUUCACACAGAGAGGCCAUCUUUUUAUACAUCAGAAAAGCCACACUGGAGAGAAAGCUCAUAAAUGUAAACGCUGUGGAAAGGCUUUUACAAUGAGGAGCCAUCUUACUAGACAUCAGAAAAUCCACACAGGAGAGAAACCUUUUGAAUGUGAACACUGUGGAAAGGCUUUCAAAGCUAGGAAUAUUCUUGUUACACAUCAGAGAGUCCACACUGGAGAGAAACCUUUUGAAUGUAAACAAUGUGGAAAGGCUUUUACAUGGAAGGAGAGUCUUUCUUCACAUCAGAGAAUCCACAGUAGAGAGAAACCUUAUGAAUGUAAACAAUGUGGAAAGGCUUUUAAAGGGAGGGACUAUCUUGCUACACAUCAGAGAUUCCACAUUGGAGAGAAACCUUAUGAAUGUAAACAGUGUGGAAAGGCUUUCACAAUGAGUGGCUCUCUUGCUAGACAUCAGAAAGUCCACACUGGAGAGAAACCUUAUCCAUGUAAGCAAUGUGGAAAGGCUUUUACAGAGAGGGUAGAUCUUGCUGCACAUCAGAGAAGUCACACUGGAGAAAAGCCUUAUGAAUGUAAACAAUGUGGAAAGGCUUUUACAGGGAGAAAUAGUCUUGUUGUACAUCAGAGAAGUCACACUGGAGAGAAACCUUAUGAAUGCAUACAAUGUGGAAAGGCUUUUACAGGGAGAAAUAGUCUUGUUUCACAUCAGAGAAUCCACACUGGAGAGAAACCUUAUGAAUGCAUAGUAUGUGGAAAGGCUUUCACAAGGAGUGGCACUCUUGCUAGACAUCAGAAAAUCCACACUAGAGAGAAACCUUAUGAAUGUAGGUAGUGUGGAAUGGCUUUCACAGAGUAUUUAUCUGGCUAAAUAUCACAGCAUUUUAAGAGGAAGAGUGGGUUUUAGAAAGAGAGGUUGUUCUGCUGGGGUAAGUUGUGGGAGGAUGAAGAUUCUAGAAUGUGAUAGUAGGGGUUAGGCAGUUAACUGGGAGGUUUUCUUUAGAUCAGAGAGGUGAAGGUGAGUGUGGAUCAAACUCUUUGAAGACUCCCUGUGAAGGGACAAUUUUUAUUAGUUGACAUUAGUAUUAGGAUCAUCCUAAUUCCCAUUUAUCCUUUCCUAUUAGAAUAAAUACAACUUCCCUGU